AUAGCUCGCCAGCACGGCCUCUGACCACAAAGCUGCCGCCGAGCUGCUCACCACCUGCUGCUGCCUGCUGCGACGGAGUGAUGGACAAGCCUGAGCUGUACGGGAGGUACAGUGGACCCAUCGAGGCGGCGGCGGCCAGGGCUCUGGACGAGGUGUGGCCGCUGCUGCGCUGGAGCAGGCCCGCGCUGCCCGUCCUCGACAUCGGCUGUGGACCCGGGGACGUGGCUGCCAAGGUGUUGGCGCCGUGGCUGCCGCGCGGCACCAAGAUCGUGGCGUGCGACAUCAGCGCCGAGAUGCUGCGCUACGCGCAGGCCAACAACUCGCUGCCCGGUGUCGUGGCGUACGAGCGCCUCGACGUGACGGACGCGCUGCAGCUGGAGCAGAGCGGCGUGUGGCGGCGAGGGCCGUACUCCAAGGCGUUCGCCUUCCUGCUGCUCCAGUGGCUGCCCGACAACAGGCUCGCCCUUGGAAACAUCUACAAGCUUCUGGCACCUGGCGGAGAGGUCCUCGUCACGAUAAUCACAAAAAUUUGUUUAUACGAGGCGUAUGAGAAGAUGUCGCAAGAUCCGCGCUGGGAGCCGUACAUGAAGGACUGGCCGAACUUCGUGUCUCCUUACUGUCGCUCAGAGGACGCUGCCAAAGAUUUCCAAGAGAUGCUCCAGAGCGAGGGCUUCGAAGUGUUGCACUGUUCCGUGAGGCCAGAGGCGCUCGCCUUCGCUUCAGAGGAGCAGAUAAGAGUUGUGCUGAAGUCGGUGAAUCCGUUCGUGAAUCGAGUACCUAAGGACCAGAGAGCUGAGUUCCUGGAAGACGUCUUCCAGCGCUUCUGCCGGAUGGAUGGGAUGACAAAGGACGUGGACCCCAUGACGAGGGAGACCAAGUACAACUACAACUACAUGUCGAUGACGGCUUUGGCAAGAAAAGCCACCAAACUUUGCCUCUGAUUCAAUGCUUCCCGCUGAGCACUAGCAACAAUACUUAUCUUGUCUAACGGGAGUACUAACAGCACGCACGUUCUGAAAAUUAUUUGAACACGUUUCUUACGACAGGCCGUCAGUAUUGAAUAAAUAUGUUGUCAGUGAUAGUAUGUCGUUGUCUUUCCCAAUCAAUUAGCCAAAUGUUAAGUUCAUUGCUUUCUACCCUAGUUAACUAGUGUAAGAAGCGCGACAUUUUGGUCAGUAUCAGCACCAUUAUCUUCUGGCGAAACUAAAUGUGACAGGAGUGAGAUUAAUCGAAACAUCACGCAUUUUUGACCAACUCACCACGCCAUCAGUCCCAGAAUGUCAUGUAAACACUGUCAUUAAUUCAUUAAUCACGGCCGAUGACUUAUUUGCACGUAAUCGUCUACGUGAGUUAAUUCUCAUUUCUAUCCGUGUUUGCAAUACCCAUUUAAUUCUAUCAACCAGGCACGCCUUUACUUACCUCCUUAUAUAGCAUGAAGGUGUGAGUUAAAGAGCAUUUCGCUCUCAUGUAAGUAUAUGGCCGAAAGAGUCAGCCGUCAAGAAUUGUGAAACGAACCCUGUCGUCCAGGACCGUGUGCCACAAAGGGUGCAGAUUCGCCACGAGAUGGGGAAACUCACAGGCGUCUAUUGGGGCCUAAGCGCUGUAGUGUGCGAGUGAGAUAGACGAGAACCUACGUCAUAGGGAAACCCAGUAGAAGCCGUUUGUGGCCAAGGAGACGUAGCAGUGUUAAAUAUGGCGGACCUAAGAUCGACCA
This is a messenger RNA of Schistocerca nitens (vagrant locust), 1714 nucleotides long. RefSeq names its product juvenile hormone acid O-methyltransferase-like. The transcript has 6 exons. The record is from RefSeq and is a predicted model, not a curated record. NCBI's taxonomy places the organism in Eukaryota, Metazoa, Arthropoda, Insecta, Orthoptera, Acrididae. Bases 81 to 941 code for a protein of 286 amino acids.